This is a messenger RNA of Aedes aegypti (yellow fever mosquito), 9425 nucleotides long. It is a transcript of the gene chico, whose product is annotated as insulin receptor substrate 1-B. The transcript is spliced from 12 exons. Lineage: Eukaryota; Metazoa; Arthropoda; Insecta; Diptera; Culicidae. Gene Ontology annotation, cellular component: plasma membrane; cytosol. The record is from RefSeq and is a predicted model, not a curated record. Gene Ontology annotation, biological process: insulin receptor signaling pathway. Bases 2471 to 8527 code for a protein of 2018 amino acids. Gene Ontology annotation, molecular function: phosphatidylinositol 3-kinase binding; insulin receptor binding.
CCUUUCCUUCUGGUUAGUUAGUUACCGUCUCUCGUCGAAGUGAAGUGAGCGUUUCUCUAUUCCGUGUGGUGUGUGACGACGACGGCGUGUCGAUUUUCGUCCGUUUCCCCCUAUACACACAUACACAUUUUCCGGAUUUUCUGCUGUUGUUAUUGCUACAUCAUCAUUACUGUUAUUAUUGCUGGUGCCUCGCGCGGUUGCUGUUAUUAUUAUUGUUUUGGUCGUUUUUUUCGCGCUUUCGCCUGUUGUUUCUUUCGGACUGCUGUCGUUGCAGUGUGAAGAAGAGGCACGAAGCGCAGCCUGCAAGCAAGGUGGUUCGAUUCGCCUCUUGGCUGUGUGUGAUUCGUGAUCAAGUGCGGGCGCGAUCUAGGUCGGGUUCGAUCGAGCUCAGGAGUGUGAAUUAUUGGCCCCGAAAAUAGAAGAAUAAAAAAAUUGGCGAAACAACCGUUGGUAGUGGUGUGGUGUGGUAGCGGCCCCCAAAAGUGGCAGCCGAUGUGAUGUGAUAGCGACUACUGCCAAAUUCCUUCGGCCCCGAAAACGCACACGCACGCUCCGCUGUGUGAAGAGAGCACGGUUAGUGCGGGUAGCCUAGCCGGCCGUGCGGUGGAUUUGGCCAAUUGUGCGAGACGCGUUUUUUUUUUGCGCGAAUUAUUCAUCGCUGCCUCUGCCGAUCGGUAGCAAGGUAGUGUUGGUCGGUGGUGUGUGACCGUGAAUCAAAUAUGCCACGACGGGGCGAAUUGUGGUAGUGCCACGAAGUAUGGUGCGUGAUAAGUGUGAACGGAAUUUUCGGAAGAGCCAAGAAGAAACAGCUUGAGUAGGCUGCAGAGCAAAAAAAAAGAAAGCAAGAAGAAGUUCUUGGAUAGAUAGAGUGAGUGCACCGCCAGUUGCCAGUAAGAAGGGGCGUUGGUGUGGUACGAUUCAAUUGCGAAGAAACCCUUGAGGAAGGAUUUUCAAUCGUCCGGCGACCGACGGACCCGAAUGAGCCGAUUGUGUGCGAUUGCGGCAAGGCGAAAAAAAGAACUACAAGCUACGAGACCGCGCCUCAGUCCUCGUUUUGUCCAAUAAAUUAAUUAAAGUAAACACAUCACGAGAAGGCAGCAGCCUUCCAGAGUUGUGACUGGCCUUUAGCUGCCAAGAGGACCAAGUAGGAAGUGCGCAGUAGUGCAAAAGCAAAACCCAAGCACCACCAAGCCAAACCAUACCAAAAAAAAAGUGAUCCAAGAAGUAAAAUUCCAAUCCAGAAGAGCAGAAGUGUGUUGUUGUUUGCAGAAAGCAUGGAAAAAAGUGAAAGGAAGUAAGCAGGCAACAACCAGAAGCAGCAGUACUUCAACUAGGGAACGGAAUCAACGGAAUGCAUCCAGCAACGGUACAGGAGAAAAGUUGAAAACAAGUCGUUUCAGUUUCAAGUUUCCAAGUGGCAUUUCAUAAGAAGCUGGUUAGGAGCAGCUUGUUGCAACCGGGUGUACACUUCCAUGCAUGUGUCUCUCAGUGGGAAGAAAGGUUUUCUUUAGUAAUUCAUGAGAGUGUUGAAAAACGCACUUGUUUUUUUCGGAGACACUGAGAGAAAUAAUGGACUUAAGUCGGAACAGAGCCCCCGAAAGUGGUUUGAAGAGCAAAAGGCGAAAGACACCGACGAAUUUCGGUCUGCACUGUGGCGAUAAUUGAAGGUAACGUCCACCUAUCGGACGCUUUAGUGGCUUACCCCCAGGUGGUGAUUUCUUUUAGUGAGCCGUUUCAUCGAAGAAAAAAAAACGAGAAAAAAGUGCGUCGUAGUGCGUUGGCAUUCGAAGUUGCCCGCUGUUGGGUUGCGUAAGGUUGAAGACUUCGGGCGGUACCGACGCCGCCACCGCAGCAAAAGUGAAAAUCCAAUUUUAUUGCCCCCAGGAAGAAGUCGGAGAAAAACGAGAAGAAAAGUUCAACGAAGCAACAAAAUAUCGGCACAGUGUCCCUGCGUUGAAACUGAAAACGGAAAAUAGUUACAGCCAGCAUUUGCCUCCCCCUAGAUUACUGUAGUGUGUUUCUAUCGCCAGAAGCCCAGAAGAAGGUGAAGAAAGCCCGUGAGUGCGGUUACGUGUUCCAUGUUAAUAAAUUGGAAAUUGAUUAGUGGCAGUAGUGGCAGCAGUAGCAGCAACCUAUUCAGGUGCCAAUACUGAAGUGAUCCUAAUCGCUGUGCGCCGAGCGGUAGUAAAAAAACCUCCUAAGUCUUCGGUGUUGUUCAGCAGUGUUGUGCGAUUAGGACCAAUCCGAAGGAUUGUUGAGGCAGUAAAAUUCUACCAUCGAGGGACCACUGCCGGUGGUGUGUGCUGUUACUGAAAUUGGCAGCAGCGGCAGCAGAGCCUCGUUGUGAGGCUUGACUUUUUUGAUCACUCCAUUUUGGAAUUACAUCAUCAAAACGUCUCCGGAAAAACCACCACUUCGGUCACCUUCAACCAGUUCUCAUGGGCCACCGUGGCGGAAAAUUGCCGCCGCGAUGUCCACACUUACCAGUAACGCAAACAACAACAAUAACAACAAUCUUAUCUCGAACAACGCAUCCUCAGCUCAACUCAGCAGCACCACCACCACAAGCGCCACCUCCAACAACAACAACCCGAACGCCAUCAACAACAACAACAACCCGGCGGGUGCACCGACGACGCAACACUCCCAUCACCACCUCUACCAGAGCGCCCUGGCAUCCGGAGUCCGAGGACUGUUCACUCGCAGUAUGUCGUCGACUUCGGCCAACGGCGCUGGUGGCGUCGGGUCCACUUCGGGUGGCGCUUCGGCAGCAGGUGGUUCGGCCACGGCUGCCACCCCGGCCAGUGCAAUUCCCGCCGAGUUGAACGUGAUGCUCCAUGGGUACCAUCGGAAGCUGAAGACCAACAAGAAGAAGUACUUUGUAGUGUACGGUGAUACGCCGGACAAAAGUGCCCGGCUCGAGUACUUUGACAGUGAGAAGAAGUUCAAGCAGUCUUGGCUGAAGAGCACCACCUCGGUGCAGGCCAAGCGAAGCAUAGUGCUGCGCAGUUGUUUCAACAUCAACAAGCGGCACGACAUCAAGAAGCACGUGAUCGCCCUGUACACCAAGGACGACUGCUUCUGCAUAGUGUUCGACAGCGAGGAGGAGCUGAACCGGUGGCUGCGGACGCUGCUGUCGUUGCAGCGGGGCGAGGAGUCGGAGGGCGAGCCGCCAAGACCUACUUUCGAGCACGUUUGGGAUGUAUUUGUGGAGCGCAAAGGACUGGGCGAUAGCUGCGGAAUCCUUGGCACCUAUCGCCUCUGCAUCACGGACAAAACGCUUUCGCUGGUACGGAUAGGACCGCCAACGACCAAUUCCGGCGAUGCCCGGGUCGAAGUGGUCGAAUUUUCAUUGGCAUCGAUUAGAAGAUGCGGUGCCUCCCAGCGCUACUUCUACCUGGAGGUGGGCCGGAGUUCGAAAAUCGGCCCCGGCGAGAUAUGGAUGGAAGCACCGGACGCUAUCAUUGCCCACAACAUGCACACCACCAUUAUGAAGCCUACCAAAAACAGAGAGGUGGACGGGCUCGGUCCGAUCCCUCGGAAUCGUUCCUCGUCGGCUAAUGCGGCCUCCAAGCCGACCCAGACGUUGGGCCGCCGUCAGACGUACACCGGCCAGAAGCCGGUCAACUGUUCGCCCUCUGGUGAAGAUCAAAGAUCCCCACAUGCAUCCCAUGCACAGAGUUCCGAGUCCUUCUCGUCGGCCACUAGCACUAAUACAGUAGUCAUGGUCCCACAAAACCCCGCCAAUUCCAGUCAAAAUUCGAAACCGACUCAAAACCACCACCACCACCCGAAUUCGGACAAGCCAUGCACGUCUAUUAGCUCUGUCCCUGCCGCCGUGGCCGUCGGCAGUAGUGGUGUUGUGGCGGGUUUCCCGGCUGCCGGUAGUAGCCAGCCGUCGUCCAAUAGCUGUGGUCACCAGCCGGGCGUUCCCAGUUCCCAUCCUCACCCUUCCCCGACCCCAUCCUACUGUCGAAGUGCCAUCAAGAAACCCAAGUUGGCACCUCCCCCGGAGGAAGAAGGCAGUGCCUCGUCCUUCCUGUCCUACUCCUCAAUCCGUGAACCUUCGACGUCCGGUGGGGCCACUAGCAAUACUACGCCACCAUUGAUGCAACACACUGGGCCUUCCUCUGCUGGUGGUGCCAACGUCACCAGCAGCACCUCCACCAGUGUAAUAGUGGGUACUAACGGCAGCAGCGGCGUGAUCGCGACCACCAUCUCCACCACCUCGCUGGCAUCCACUAGCGAGUCUCCAUCGCCGAGUGACCAUGUUGCCGCGAUCGCCACUUGUCAGACGGCAGCCAUUACAAUGAUGUUGCCCCCAUCGCCUUCGCCGUCAAUGGGCAAGUUCCAUCGUUACCAUCAGCAGCGCCCGCCGUCCUCUUCGUCGCUGUCGUCGUCUUCGUCAUGCUCAAUGUCUCCGAACAGUGGUUUCGCAACUACUGGUGGUGGCGGUCCAGGAGGAAUCAGUGGUUCCGACUCAUCGUCCUGCUGCUCGUCGACUGCCAGUAUUCAAACGGCCAUAACCUCAUCAUCCACGGCAACGGCAGUGCCGAUGGAAGUGGACGAUUUGCCACAGCUAUUCCCCAUGUUACCCCCACCAGUCCCAUCAAUGGCCACUGGUGGAAGCACCACGCGACCUUCAGGAGGGGCGGGAUCUGGAUCUUCCCUCUCACUGGCCGGCAUUACACGCCAUAUGCGCACCGUAUGCAGCAAUCAUUCCACUAGUCACAAUACCGGAAGCAGCAGUAGUAGCGGAACAGUCAUCACCUCCUCAAAUUCUGCUACGGCCGCUACCAACAACACCCUCUUUCUGUCGACGAUUCCGUUGCGACGCUUGCGAAGCUCCCUGCGGCGGCAUUCGGUGUCAGGCGCAGCCAUUGCCCGUGAGCGUUGCGACAGUCUUCCAUCACGAAAUAGAACAACCAGUGAAACCAGCACCCAUCAGCAGCAGUUGAUCAUGAACAGCGGCGGAAUGCCUCCGCCGAGGACGAUCCCAUCUGCCAGUUUCAACCGACCGCAAUCGAUGAUCGUGAACCGCCAGAGCCACAGCCAUAGUCCUCCGGUGCAUUCGUCGCCGCUGAGUCCUCCUUCCGGUGCAUGCUCUACCGGAAGUGAUGGGUCCUCGUUCAGUAUCGACGAACCUGACAGCUACAACAGUUCGCACACACCGGAUGAGGGCAAUGGCUUUCCCAAGGUCAUUAACCAUCUCAGCUCAGGUUGUUCCAUUCCGGAGGAGAAUUCCGAGGAGUACAUCAACAACUACGGAAAAGUUCCUCUUAGGUCCCACACGCAACAUCGAUCUAUGGACGAGUUCGUUAAUAACUUACGGCACAGUUAUAACUCACUAUCGCUUCCAAUAUCACAGGCGAUCAGAAGGGGCAGCCCGGCACCGACGGCCAACAUUGUCAGUUCGGUCGAUGGUACCGGCAACUACAUGGAGAUGUACAGCCCGAGCGGCAGUUCACCGGGCGAUCCAUCCGGCAACAGUGGCUACAUACCGAUGUCACCGAGUACGGACUUUCCCAGAGGCUUGUACAGUUCCAGUGCACACUCACGUACCUCCAGUUUGGCGGAAGACACCGUUGACGCAUAUGUUCCUAUGGCAGCACCAGGUCACAACGCGGAAGAGUACGUCGACAUGGACCCGUCGCACAAUAGUAGCAAUCGAACGCUAGCUGCGGCAACGACCAGUCAGACUACGAUUACGACUGCCGGUGGCAAUGGUAAUAUUAGUUCGGCGGCAUCUAGCUGUAGCAUUACGUCCGGUACCCCUUCGACUGAUAUGCGGUUCUCCGGAUAUCACCUGGACAAGGUUGAGGCUCGCUUUACACCAAGCGAAGAUGAUGAAAUGGAGCGACCAUUGCGGACGUACUCUGUGGGCAGUCGGCUGGAGCACAACAAGCGCAAGUUGCGCGUGGACAUGCUCAGUUCAGAAGGUUCCUCGAAUUCAAGGGUUCGAGCGUUUUCUGUAGGCUCAAGAGCAAAGGUUCCGCGAUCCGAUGUGUAUAAAGGAAGCGGUGCUCCGAUCACAGCACCAUUACUUUCGGCGAGUAGCUCCGGAAGCUUGCAGGAAACUAGUAGCAACAGCGGAAGCAUUACCAACUGUGCUCCUGGGACAAGUACAAACUCCAGAGGUUCAAACUCCAGCAUGAAUGAAGGCAGAACGGGCAAGAAGUCGUCAAGUGCCCCUACCUUGGCGCCAAAGCCUCAUGGAUCGUUUGAUCCUAUUAUGGAUGAUUUGAUGGAGAUCGAUUACAGUGCUCCACAGUUUCACGGCGAACCGGCUGUUAGUAGUAGUACACCACAAAAGACUUCGGGUAUGGAGGAUUACAUGGAGAUGACGGCAGGAGGGAAUAAGAAAAAUACCGGAUAUGUUGAAAUGAAACCGGGACAUAUCCCACCGGUGGUUGCGAGUUCCCUUGAGAAUAGCGAUUAUCUGGAUAUGCGACCGGGGACAGGAUAUGAAUCGAAUCCGUCGACGAAAAGCAAAAGCUCUCCGAUUAAGAUUAGUUCGCCGAAGAAAUUCAGCAGUGGUGGGAAUAAUAACAACAACUACCUGGAAAUGUCCCCACGUAUGAUGGGGACAUCAUCUUCGUCUUCCUCAUCAAUAGCCAACCGUAAAUCUGCAGUACCUUCGGAAGAUUACCUGAACAUAAGUCCACUGAUGAUGACCAGUGCGGGAGGUGAUAGUGGUAACGAGGAAAAAAUGAUUAACGAAGAAGAGGACGAGGAGGAAGUGGUUGCGCCAAGUAGUGCUCCAGAUGUCUACAUGGAGAUGACAUGGAGCCAGCCCAAGACUAAUCUGAAGCUGGAUUGUUCUAAACCCGCAUCAGAUGACUAUAUCAAUAUGGAUUAUAGUCGCAAAGAAGGAGGCUCGAGUGCGUUGGACCCCCGUAUGAGUUCGAUGCCAAUUGCGAUUCAGUCGGGAAGCGCUGGUCGAACAUUACAAGGGGACCUGAUGGAACCAAAGAUAGGCGGAGCACCGUCUAAUAUUCCAAAUUACCUUCCCCUGAAUUCCUCGGCGACACGACACCAGGUCGCAGCACAAAUUGGCUUCAGCCCAAAGCAGAACAGUUUGCGAUCACGCUGUGAUUCGAGAGAUAGUGGAAUUGUGACACCUUCCGGAAGCCAGGUAACCAUUUUCCCGUUCAGUCCUGGAAGCCCAAUCAAAUCGUUUUCGUUGGGUGUGGAACCUAGUGCAGAAGAGAGGAAAUGUUUCGUAGAUGCAACUACCGGCACUUUGCGAAUCAGUGAAACCGAUGAGGAUAACAGUGAAGAAUCGAAUGAGUUCCUAGCAGUCGAUCAGCAACAGCCAUCGCAACCGAAAGACGCCACGGAGAGUAGUAAGCUGGAGGAUCUAAGUCAUAACUAUGCCGAGUUGAGUAUAGGUCACCAACAACAACAACAACAACAACAGCAACAGCAGCAACAAACUCAGCAAAAGACUGAGAAAAGUAGUCAUCCAAGUUCCUUCAGCAGUACCAAAAAAGCAAAUCUAAGUUUAAUUCUCACAACAUCGACUAAUACUAGAACAACACCAACAGUAACUGCUAUGAAGUCUGCCGUAGAAUAUCCGGACUACGUCAACUGCACACCGGUAACAACUCCCGUGGUAACUAAACCAACCACUCCUAUGGCAGUGGAUGAUCAAGCCGGGGAUUAUGCUAUAAUGAAUCCAGCUAGUCUCAGGAAGCUAUCCAGCACUUCUCAGUCGGAACUGGCAUCGACGGAAAGUGGACUUCCUCCGUUGACCAAAAAGUCCAAUCAGAUUUUCAAGCCGAUAACAUCGAGUCAAGAUGAAGCAUUUCUGAAGAAAUCCGGUGGUGCCUCACCCAAGCCAGCAUUCAGUCGACAAUACUCAGAACGCCGAGCUGGUCCAUCUGGAAUCGAUUCGUCGGGUUAUGAGAUGCUUCAACGCACCUCCCGACCGAACAGCGUAAACAGCGAAAAAAUCACCAACAAAUGUCCUCCAUCUGUAGGCUCGACACGUCCUAGUUCGGCCAAUAGCGACAGGCUUCCCAUCAUAUCAGCUACCUCAUCAUCCGCUUCCUCAACAUCAACGUUGUGCGAGAGUAAAAACCAAAGCCCCACGGCGUCUAGCAUGAUGAUUGCAACAACUACGACUACGACGACUCCCGGAGUACGACCGGAUUCCGUUACCUCGCUCACAGAUCCGCACAUCAUUUCGAGACCGCCAUCGGUAAGUUCGGAACGCGAGCUGCACUAUGCCAGUCUCGAUCUUCCACCUUGCACAAACCCUCCACAAUCGGCGCCGGCAGUCGGUGCAGUGGUGGUACCACCCAACCGCAUGGAAGUUGAUUCCGAUACGGCCACGGCAAGUCGCCCUGGUGGACCUGACUCGUUAAACUCCAGUCCUAGUCCCAACUCUGGAUGUACCUCGCAACAACAGACUGGUUCUGCCUUCACGUAUGCUCAAAUAGAUUUUGUCCGCUCGGUUGCCCAGGCCCAAGCCCAGCAACAGCAACAACAGUCAUUAACCAAAAGCGGCCAACAGCAACAGUAAAUAGAGCACAGGAUACCGAAUAAAACACACACACAUUCUUACAUACACACUGAAACAACUGCCAAUCUGAAACAACAAAAGCGCCCCUCCUUUCAAACGUAAGUAUAGCGGUUAAGCUGCGUGAGAUGUACAUAUAUACAGUUGCAGCAAGCAGGAAGCGGAAGCACACUCCUCAUGUGUGCACUAUUGCAGUAGUAGCACUGCAAAAGUUCGGAUUAGGGACAGUUCUUCGUUACCGUUUAUUUUUUGUACCAAGAUGUCUACACAUGAAGAGAGAGAGAGGGCACCGAGAAGGAGAGAGGCAAGUUGGCAGUUUGAUCGAAUCCAAGAAUUAGCAGAGGAGAGAGAGCCACACUACUACCUAAGCAUGUCGAACGUUAUUUUUAAUAAGUGUUUAAGAAGAAUCGCCUCGCGCGAUCAGCAAAAGAUGGAAAAUGAAACAAAAAUAUUCCAAAAAUAGUUUAAUUGCAAAAGAAACAGAACAACAAACCCCAAUAGAAUUACACAAGAACGGAUAAACAAAAUAGGGAGACAGGGAAGGAGAGAACCUACAGAUGAAACACAUUGAGAUAUAAGAGGAAAUUUCAAAUGCCAAAAUAAGCUUUACUUGAUUUUCUUGUUUUUUUUUGUUUACUUUCAUCAAAGGAUAGAAGAAAAUUACACGAUUAUAUAAACUAUAUUAAGCAACAGAAACACACAUACACAUAAAGUUAAAAGAAAGUCUAGCUGGUAAGUAAAUUAAUUGAGGGUAACGUGUAAGUUUAGACUAAUGUAGAAACGGGAAAAAUGGAGGAAAACUAUAGAAAACUUUAUUUUUUAUUAAGAAAAAAAAAAUCAACUUUUUAGCCUAUAAGGAGGGAUAGAUUUAGUCGAAAAGUAUAACUUAUACAAGUUUAAA